CGCGUGAUUACGAUAAUCCUCUGAAGAGAAACAAGACAAAAAUAACCGAAGUGAAAUAUGUCAAUUUAUUACAGCGAAUUGGAGUAUUAAAAUGACAAAUUAAUAGUGAAACUUUCUGUAAAGAAGUAGGAGAAUAAACAAAUCGUAAAAUCGAUACUCUCACAAAGUAAAAUGAUUUAACGAACUAAUUUCUAUUCUAAGCGAUGUCUCAAAAUUACUCAUUUGGUCAUUCAGUACGUUCCAGAUACAUUAUUAGAUAACAAAGUUUCAAUUAAUCGUAUUCCUAUAAGAGAAAGAUUAAACGUACGAUAGUGUAGUUCUUUGUUGACGCACAACGUCAAAUUUGAAAUUCACGUUGGGAUGUUGGUCGAACUUGGAGAUCACAAUUGAAGGACAAAUCAAUAUACUCGGAAUAUUGAUAUAUAGAGACACCUGAAGCCAAUAUUGAGAGAGAGAGAGAGAGAAAGAGACAUUUUAAAAUAGAAUAUUUACUAUAUAUAGUGGAGAAGAUCAGUACAAAAGCUAACGCAAUGUUGUACACUUAUUAGAUUUGCUUCAGAGAGGAAGAGAGAGAAAAAACUACGUCUUGGAUUUCUCGUUCUUUAGUACAAUCCCAUAUUGACAGAAGAAGAACUAUUUUCAUCAAAUUAAAAAUUACAAAGCUUCUUUCUAAGCAGCACGAAUAUAAAUAUUAUUAGUCGGGUAUCAAUAUAGACAAAAAACUAUAUUCACCGAGGAUAUGGAAGGAAAGGAAAUAUUUCCAUUUGAGAUCAGAAACAACGUUUUGAUAGGUAAAAACGUUCCUGUUGAAGAUAAAGAUAUUACUACCGGAGAACUGAUUUUAAAUACUCUUAAAUCUCAGCCGAAUUUUGUUGCACAGGUGGAUGCAACAACGAGUAAAGAAAUCACAUUUCAGGAAAUAAGAACUAAGAGUGUGAGAUUGGCAAUAUGGAUGACAAAAGUCAUUAGUAUUUGUCCAAAAGAUGCAGUAGCAAUAUCUUCCAGUCAUUAUGAGUCUAUGUAUGUUUUCCUUGCAUGCUUGUAUAUCGGCGCUAUACCAGUUCUGUGGCCCGAAAAAUUUCGAUUCGAAGUUGCAGCAAAUUACAUUUUUAGCGGCAACUAUAAAGCGAUAUUCAUCGAUGAAGUUUUGGCUUAUGCACUUCUUGACGACAUAGUAAAAGAGAAGCUUGAUAAGAAAGUGAUAGUCUUUGAUAAAUUUCCAGCUGUAUUUAUGUCGUACAGUGAGCUGGAAUUAUCGUUGGACAUAUACGAUAGCAUAAUGGUCGAUAAUUUUAUUUGCACGAAAUUAGACAACAAGUCUAAAAUAGACAUGCAUUUGGCGAUAAUAUUGUGUACUCGCCGUACACAUAUCGGUAGUUCUGUGAGAAUACCACAUUCAGUAUUUACGGCUGCUGUGAACCAGCAAGUAUUUGAUAUGUUACCUGGUGACGUAGGCAUGUGGGUAGGAUCUUUUAGUUCACUCACUAACAUAAUAUUUGCCGUUCAGUCAAUAUUCUCGUUUAAACGAACGAUUAGAUUCAUGGACUACUGGAAGCAAGGAGUAUGCCAAGCGAUAGAGAAACACAAGGUAAACUGGAUACUACUUGAAACUUAUAUGUGCAAAGAAAUGGUAAACUCUAACGUAUUUAAAAAAUACGAUCUCUCCUCUUUGAAGAUGUUAAUAUAUACCGGUUCGUCAAUGCCGUAUGACGAUUAUAGAAAUCUUAUCGAGUCGCUGCCAAACACUUCUAUCAUAUCAUUAUAUUAUACUACUGAAACAGGUAUCAUAUCUUGUCAAGUAAAAAAUGGAAAGUUCGGAUCAAGUGGUUACGUUGGUAAGAACAUUUGUUUGAAAAUCAUCGAUCUGUACUACAGGCAAUCAUUAGGCCCAUACAAAUGUGGCGAGAUAAUUUGUAUCACUGAGGACGUGACAAGUAGAUUUGAUGAUCUUAACAAGUUAUAUGAGGAAAUUGAACUUCUGGCUGGUCAUACAAUUUCUGAUCGUUUGCGCACCAAAGAUGUAGGCUACUACGACGAAAAUGGUGAAAUAUUCGUGGUGGGUCGGCUAGCGGAUCUUAUUUUCAAAAAUAGCAUUUGGUAUUCACCGACUAUAGUUGAAAACGUAAUAAGCAGAAUCAGUAGUGUAGAUGAAGUAGCUGUAGUGGCCGUGAAGAACGCAAAUAAUGACUAUCCAGUUGCGUAUCUUACGACAAAGUCAAAAAAAGAGAUAUCCCAGAAUGAAGUGAUACAUGAAGUGAGGAAUAAAUUACAUACCUAUAUGUGGCUUCAUACUACUAGGGUGGUGAAAUGUAUGCCAUACGGUCUUGAUGGUAACAUCAACCGGAGUGCUCUUCGUAAACAUGCGCAUAGUUACUUAGAUUUUGAUAUUUUCAGUUAUUCUGAUCGGGAAAAUUAACUCUUUUAUAUAUAAAUAUAUAUAUAUAAUUUUAAUAAAAUAAUAAAUUCGACACGUAGACGCUAUUUCUGUAUCCAACGUAAGAUAUAUGCGGGAAGGAAUCAAAUCUUACUGAAUCAUAAUCAUAUUGAUUAGAACAGUGCACAUUCAACGAAUUACGAAGCGUUCUACGAGAACAGACUCAUUUUAAGAAGAGAGAAUCCGCGAGAAAAGUAUUGUGGGUAAUAAUCUGCAUAUUUUUUUUGGAGAGUAAUAAAUUUCUAGAAAAUUUCUAUGUUCUAUCAUCCAUCGAAGGAUUUAUCACACAAAAGAGUUUCACGAAACUUGAAUAUUGCGCGUAAUCAUCGUAUAAUAUUGCCAAUUUCGAGUUCUCGCUCUAAGGACGAAUGAGGAUACCGCAAACAAACGAUAUUCGUUACAAAUAGCCUACAUAUUUGUGAAGAUGAGCAGUUCUAGAGCUAACGCAAAGUGUUGUAUUGUCCAUAUACAUUCGUGAAACAUUUUCUUAGACGAAAGAUAUUUGAUAUAAUUUGGAUAUUUUUACAUUCCACACUAAUUUCUUUCGCAUUCUAAGUUUUAUCUCAUUUAGGUAAAAUAUUUCUCUACAGGUUUUAUAUACUAUUCAAUUCCGUUUUGCAUUAUCUAUGCAUGAUAAAUUGUUACACCUUAACUUAUAUAAUUCAAGCAUUGCUUGUCUUUCUUUUGUACUGACUAAAUUUUUGGCUUCGGCGAUUUUUUAAUUUAAACGUAUUUCGAGAGAAGCAGCAGCCUCAGAGAAUUGGAAUUCGCAAACAAUCAUGAAAAGAAUAUAUAAUAUUCAUCAAAGACAUGGAAAUACAUAAAUUGGCGAAGAAGUUUCAAUUGAAAACGAGGAUAUUAAUAUUGGAGAAUUAAUUUUAAAUACUCUUAAAUCUCAGCCGAAUUUUAUUGGACAGGUGGAUGCAACAAAAG
Molecule: messenger RNA, 3367 nt
Organism: Odontomachus brunneus
Lineage: Eukaryota; Metazoa; Arthropoda; Insecta; Hymenoptera; Formicidae
Product: 4-coumarate--CoA ligase-like 7
Exons: 13
Coding region: 740-2416 (558 amino acids)
Biological process (GO): long-chain fatty acid metabolic process; fatty-acyl-CoA biosynthetic process
Molecular function (GO): long-chain fatty acid-CoA ligase activity
Source: RefSeq, a predicted model, not a curated record